CAGAAUCGUUGGUGAGUAUAUUUCCUAUUGAUUUUUGGCAUAAAAGCUGGGACCUGCCAUAAGCGAGUGUUCCUGUUUAACUGUAGUGAACCUCCAAAGCUGGCGCCCAUUCAGCAAAUAGACAAAGAGCUGUGUGAUCCUGACAGACUGAGAACAAUAGAAAAGCUGGUGGAUGAUCUGUCAGUAGCUCUGUCUCAGCACUUUCCCCGAAUGUGGUCCUAUCUUAGUUGUCCUGUCCUAGACUUAAAAACAGCCCAUCCGAAGCUGGAGAUAUCACAAGAUGGGAGACAAGUGUGCUGGAAGGAGCAACCUGACAUUGAAGCUCCAACCACUCAGCCAUACGACUCCCAAUACAGCGUCUUAGCUAAGAAGAGCUUCACGACCGGCCAACACUACUGGGAAGUCAUUGUACAAGAGAAACCCUAUUGGCUGAUCGGUGUCACCACUGGGUCAGUCAAUGAAGACCAUGGUCCGAGUCCGAGGCCUUCUGGCGUGGGUGUGAAUAAGACUUCCUGGUGCUUAUACCAUGGGGAGGGACAGUACCUGGCAUGCCAUGACACCCAGGAGAAACAGCUGCAAGUUGGGAAGAAAGUCAGAAAGUUGGGCAUUCUGGCAAAUGUCCAAAAGGGGGAGCUGUCCUUCUACAAUGCGGACAACAUGACCCUGCUUCACUCUUUCAAAGUGGAGUGCAAAGAACCUCUCUUCCCCAUGUUUAACCCCUGCAUUGAUAUCAAUGGACUCAACAGGCAGCCACUGACCAUGUUUUGGAUCAAGGACCCCUGGGAUUGGGGUGGUAGUACUGAUUGAAGUGAAGCGUAAAAAUAAUGUUGAAAUCAAUGUGACAUGUACACAAAUUAGUCUUUUUUUUCCCCCCGUGUAUA
Molecule: messenger RNA, 881 nt
Organism: Doryrhamphus excisus (bluestripe pipefish)
Lineage: Eukaryota; Metazoa; Chordata; Actinopteri; Syngnathiformes; Syngnathidae
Source: RefSeq, a predicted model, not a curated record